This is a messenger RNA of Ruditapes philippinarum (Manila clam), 2174 nucleotides long. RefSeq names its product allatostatin-A receptor-like. The record is from RefSeq and is a predicted model, not a curated record. Bases 88 to 1440 code for a protein of 450 amino acids. The transcript has a single exon. Gene Ontology annotation, cellular component: plasma membrane. NCBI's taxonomy places the organism in Eukaryota, Metazoa, Mollusca, Bivalvia, Venerida, Veneridae. Gene Ontology annotation, biological process: G protein-coupled receptor signaling pathway. Gene Ontology annotation, molecular function: G protein-coupled receptor activity.
UUUUAUAUAUAACAUAAACACAGUGAUAAGUUAUUUCGCAUUUAAUUUGUGAUUUAAAACUUUACUUCAUUUCAGAUAAUUCUCACCAUGUCGCUUGCAUCAGAUGCGGAUACAUUUUUAUUUGAGGACAACAUCACUAUGUGGUCGUCAUUUGCACCAGACGACAACUACACCACUAGUGUAACCAGUAUGAACGGUACGACAACAUCAAAUCCAGGGAACGCUGGUGGUGGAGGCGCCGUGAGAUACUUUCCAUGGGACAACCCGCAAAAUAUCAUGACAAAGGAGAUGUCUGAUGAUAUUACGUCAACAUUACAGUGCUACGUGUUUCCGGUGGUAACAAUUGUUGGCAUCAUCGGAUGCCUUCUCAGCUUGAUUGUCUUGCUUCAAAAAAAGCUCCGGAAUUCCACAACAACCAUUGUUUUGGUCGGAUUGGCUUUCUCUGAUAUGCUAUUUUUGGUAACAAAUUUUAUACGAAAGUCCACGUGUAUCAUUCGACAGUAUGACGAACUUUUGGCAGACGAGAUCAACGCUACAACGUUCUACUACAUGUUUUACAUGAAAACAGCAUUUAGUCGUGUUUCUACACUCCUCGUGGUCUUGAUAUCAGUUGAACGUCUGAUUGCGGUGGCGUUUCCUCUGAAAGUGAAGCAGAUUGUUACCAAACAGAGAAUGAUGGCCGCUGUCGUGUUCUUGUAUGUACUCGUAUUUGGGUCAUUAGCUGGUUUGCCGCCUCAGUAUACCUACACAUAUAUACGCGGAAAGCCGUACAUCUCCCAAACCAAAUUUGCUACUGAAAAUGCCGAACCGUUGAAAAUCUAUAACGAGUACUUUCUGCCAAUUGCCUUUCGCUACAUCCCCGUUCUGAUUGUACUCACGUUAAACAUCACUAUUAUCACGAUUCUUAGUCAGAGCCAACGGUUUCAGAAGAAUGUCAGUUCUCAGGAUCCUAAACGCCGAGAAGAACAAAGAAAGAUAACCCGCAUGCUCCUGUCUGUUGCAAUUAUCUUUCUUAUCUGUCUGCUACCAGGGGAUUUGCUUCUUCUGAUAUCAUCAAUCGUGGACGGGUUUGAAUUUUUCGGCACUUAUCACAAUCUUUUCCUCGUAUUGAGUGACAUCUGCCUACUGUUUGAAAUGGUCAAUUCAUCGGUCAACUUUAUCACCUACAUGGUGCUCAAUCGAAACUUCUUCGAUACAUACGUGAGUUUGUUCUGUGGCUGCCUACGCACAAUUCGCGCUGGCAAGAUGACGUCGUCGGGAACCCAAAAGCCGUCACGCAACACCAAGGAAUCGUAUUUUGCAGACACCACAAAAGCAGGGAUGAAAGAGUUUGGUGUAGACAGCGGUAUUGAGGACAAGUCACGAUCUGACAUUGAAGCUUCGGUUGUUUCCGCCGAAGGACAUGUUAACCAGGCCUAUGUCGUCAAUGAAGGAACUUAAUUGGCAGUAAUGUUCAUGGGGAGAGUAUUGCUGCAUAUUUCAAGUCUAUAGAAGACGAACAUUUCUUAAAGAUAUAUCGAGGGGAUCAUUUUUUAAUUGAAUCCCGCCAACUGAAUUCCUUUACAAUUAUUUACCUUGGCCGUCCGUGGCCGAAUGAUUAAGGUCGUUGACUUCAAAGCUCUUGCCCCUCACCGCUGUAGGUUCAAGCCGCGGCAAAGGUCUUAUGAUUUUUUUUUUCAUGUAAGAAAGCUAUCCAGCAAUAUCUUACGGAAUGUAGGUGAUUUUACUCAGGCGCCCGUUUGUACCUGACUAAGGUUUUCCUCAACCAGUGAACUUGGAAAGUCACUUUUCUGAUUUGGUGCGAGGUAAAACACCACCGAAAGUCUUUAAAUAAAUACAAAAUGUAUAUAUAAAACAUGUUUUAUAUGUGUCGAGAACCAAAUAGUCUAAAAUUUUCGGUACAUUUUCAAGCGUUUGUAAUGUUAACAUGUGUGAAAUGAAAUGAUGUUAGUUUUUCAUUUGUUUUUUUUUUUUGUAGUUUUUUCUUUGUGCGUUUCGUAUUUAAUACAAAUUUAAACGAGAUUUACUGUAGAGCUAAACAGUGUACUUAUCUAAUUUUUGCUGUAUGUAAACCUUUUCAUGUGUGCUCAUAUAUUGUAAAGUUUUUGAACUUAUCAAACCUUAUUUAUUUAGUAUAAGUUAUUUAUUGUUGCCAAUAUAUUGUUAACAAAGUU